Molecule: messenger RNA, 1269 nt
Organism: Penicillium brevicompactum
Lineage: Eukaryota; Fungi; Ascomycota; Eurotiomycetes; Eurotiales; Aspergillaceae
Product: indoleamine 2,3-dioxygenase
Exons: 3
Coding region: 1-1269 (422 amino acids)
Biological process (GO): 'de novo' NAD+ biosynthetic process from L-tryptophan
Cellular component (GO): cytoplasm
Molecular function (GO): heme binding; indoleamine 2,3-dioxygenase activity; metal ion binding
Source: RefSeq, a predicted model, not a curated record
AUGCUCCAAUCUAUCGACUCAACGAUCAGGGAUCUCUUCAAGCACUAUGCUCAGCAUGGCUUUCUUCCCGAAUCGUUUCCGUUGACGAGGCUCUCAAACCCAUACUACGAACCCUGGGAAACCUUAGCCAGCGAGCUCCCAACCCUCAUCCAAACGCAACAGAUCAGAACAAAGGUCGAUCAACUUCCCAUUUGCUCAACAUCACAUCUCAAAUCCGAACCUGAAUGGCGUCGAGCGUAUGUGAUCAUGGGCUACCUCACCCACAGCUACAUCUGGGGUGGCGACAAACCAAAAGACCGUCUUCCUCCCUCAAUUGCAAAGCCAUUCCUUGAGAUCUCAGCCCACCUCGAACUACCCGCCUGCGCUACCUACGCCGGUCUCACGCUCUGGAAUUUCAAACCCACCCACCCAGAAGCAGACAUCACCGACCCUGACAACAUCCAAGUGCAAACUUCCUUCACGGGUGCAAAGGAUGAAGAAUGGUUCAUGGUGAUUUCAGUGGCCGUCGAAGCCCAGGGCAGCAAACUGAUAUCGAUUAUGCGAGAUGCCAUGAGAGCCGUCGCUACCAACGACAGGGAGCUCCUCACGGCUCUUCUAUACUCGUUCGCUGAUGGAUUGAAUACUCUCGCUAUCGUGCUCCGCAAAAUGUAUAUCCACAACGAUCCCGCAUUCUUCUACCAUCAGCUUCGGCCGUUACUCGCCGGCAGCAAGAACAUGGGCCACGCUGGUUUGCCGAGGGGUGUGUAUUAUGAUACCGGGGACGCGGUCGAGAAGCCGGAGAACUGGCUGCAGCUGAGUGGGGGUAGUAAUGCCCAAAGCUCGCUGAUACAGACGCUUGAUAUAUUCCUUGGGAUCACACAUUCCGCCACGGAUGGGAAGAAAGCGUCCGGGCCUGCUUUCAUUCAUGAAAUGCGGAACUAUAUGCCUGGACCCCAUCGACGCUUCUUGGAGGACCUCACUGCCGGGUCGACGGUGCGUUCCUUCAUUUUGUCGUCUGGGGAAUAUUCUUCUGAGAGACAUGCAUACAACGCGGCUGUUAGUGAACUCAAGAACUUCCGUGACACACAUAUCCAGAUGGUCACUCGGUAUAUUGUGAUGACGUCUCGGAAGAGCGCUCCGGUGCAGGAAUCAGAGAAGGUGAAUUUGGCCACGGCCAGCUCCCAAGGGACUGAAGCCGGGCAGAGUCAUACCCUUGCCGGCACCGGUGGUACAGAUUUGAUGCCGUUCUUGAAACAGACCAGGGAUACGGUCAGGGAUGCCAAGUGCUAG